AUGCAGCCGUUCUCUAGCUGCUGUUUUCUGCCUGCAGCGCUGCGCUCUCCACAAGGCACGGGGGACCGACCCAAACCUCAACUCGAUGGCCGCAUCUUAGGUGGUGAGCCAGUGGACAUCUCGCAAUACCCAUGGCAGAUCUCACUGCAGGUGUUCGGUUACCACAGCUGCGGCGGUUCAAUCAUCAGCCCUACGUGGGUCCUGACAGCAACGCACUGCGUAGCCCGUGCUGGCGUAAACUACGUGGCUGUGAGGGCUGGUUCCUCAGUGCAGGACAGCGGCGGAACCAUCUACAACGCUACCAGCGUAAUUGCGCACGAGAAGCACAACUCCACCUCGCAUGACUACGACAUUGCAUUCGCUGAGCUUUCUGGAUCAUUCUCCUUUGACAGCUACGUCCAGCGGCGAGUGGUCACGGACGACGGUGCGAGGGCACGCAGUAGCAGUGGCAGCCGCAGCGGACACUGCGGGGUCGCAGACGACACAGAGGCGAUGCAGCAGCACCGGCGACGACGGGCAGCGGCGUUGGUCACACGCGGCCCUAGAGCGGGCAGCAGCGGCGACAGUGCAGACAGACGCACCAAGUCGCAGGCGGCGCGCGAAAGCAGUGUCAGCAGUGAGAAUUCCAACGGUGAGUUAAAAGAAUAG
Molecule: messenger RNA, 648 nt
Organism: Schistocerca serialis cubense
Lineage: Eukaryota; Metazoa; Arthropoda; Insecta; Orthoptera; Acrididae
Product: trypsin delta-like
Exons: 2
Coding region: 1-648 (215 amino acids)
Biological process (GO): proteolysis
Molecular function (GO): serine-type endopeptidase activity
Source: RefSeq, a predicted model, not a curated record